AUGCCGUCCAUCUCCUCACGCACUUUCAGCGAGGCCUUGCGACGCGCCUACCCGUGUUGCCCGCUGCUGCUGCUGGGCUCCGGGUGUGUUGUGGUGCGUGGGGCACCUGGCGCUGCUGCAGCAGGCGUAGAGAGCGGAAAGAUGGGAAAUGGCACAGAUAUGCCGCUGAUCGCCCCGCUUGCUUCGUCUGUGUGCUACUGUGUCAAAGGGGAAGCACACAAAUUGCUGCUGGACCUCACACAGAGACAUGACUACGGCUCGCCACUCUUUUUGCUUUACCAGGACAAUCAAUCGCUUCCGGAUUCAGGAAGCGACACCCAUACACGGCAGCUGCCGUUGACAGUGGAUGGUCCAUAUGGCGAGAAGCCAGGCGUGUCUGUGGCCCGAACGCCGAGAAUCAGACUGCAACUUAUGCGAUGCACCCUGCGAGUGAACCUGACAGACUGCAUGAAAACAAGAAUCUUGCAGGAGGAGUUGCGGCGCACAGAGUCAGAGCUGUGCCUUCUAUACAGACGCGCACAUCCUCCUUCUGGUCCCCUUGCGGGUGAAAAGCCACCAUUGACGAAUGUCCUGCCAACAGACGCAGCGACACCGGUGCAGCUGUCACACCCGUUGCAGCUGGUGUGGGAAAAGACCGGGUGGUACUUUGAAGACUCUGCUGUGGCAACGGAGCAGAUGAAGCGGCGGCCACUUACUUCAAGGUCUGGAGGCUACUGGAGCGCGUGGCUGAAGCCCUUCAGGGCUCCUUUCACCAGUUCGUUCAUGCUGCACGUGCGGGAUAUCCAGGAGUUUUUCGUUGAGGAAGACGUCACACUGGUUAACGUGGAGGCCGCGCCUCGGUUCUUAGAAGAGGGUCACACUGUCCCGUUUUCACGCCGCCACUUACGUAAGGCCCUUGACUAUUGGGCUUCCACUGGGGAACUCGUGGAGCCUGUAGACGCUGAGGAUUCUGGUGAGGCUGCUGCACAUGCCGCCGAUGGCGGUGAUGAAAACAGACAAAACAGGCAUUUCUCGGCAAAGGAUUGCUGCUGGUUCACUGUCGCCGAAUUGGCAGAGCGACAGCUGAAAAUUCGCCCCGGUGGAACGAUCUUCCCGAUGCCAGUGCGCCACGACGGUUGCGGCUUCUUUCUUCACGAGGCGCCACGGUGGUUCCUGCUGUCGUGGGCCGAGGUGCUGCGCGCGUGCCCCCUCUCACUCGCAACGGUAGCGAAUAUUCCGUUUGCAUUGGAGUGUGGCGGGCCACUUGACAUCAUGGCCGCCGCCGAAUGCAACGGGCCACAUUGCGGAGAGUUUGUUUUCGUGCUGCACGAGACUGGUGAGUGGCACGCCUAUCCCCGAAGGCACGGUAUUUUCAACUUCUACCACAGAGUUCCGUACAAGUCAGAGUUUCCAUUUCAAUCUGAGGGCGAAGAGUCCUCGCAUGCGGCGCUUCCGCUGCUCUUUGUGGACAUCAAUGCAGCGGUGCGGCUCAUGCGCGACUGGUCGAGACACCAGGAAAUCCAGCAACAGAAACCUUGUGCAGAAAGCGAAGAGGUGAUAGCGCAGUACAAGCAGUUGAAAACAUUUUUUGCGUCGCUUCCUUCUGCACUUUCUGCCGCCACUUUCGUUAGUGCCUUGGUGGAGCGGUGUGCCACCACCGUUAAGUGCCCGCCACCAUCGACUUUUCCCAUGCGUCGUGACGCAGCAGCAGUGAGUGUAGAGACAUGCAGCAAGGGAAUGCCAACGCUGCCCCACACACUGGAGGACAAUGGUGAGCCAUCCUUUACUGUAAGGAGGGAGUCGCACCGCCAUUUAACCUUCUAUCCUGACAACGACGAAGAUAUUUCAGAGGAUUUCCCCGCUGUGGAUCGUCGUGUGCAUACCCCUGGGCAGCGCCUCUGCAGAGCAUAUACGCAUCCACGCAACGAACAGCGCCAACGUGAUCAUGCGAUCUCUGCACAGCACAUAGACCCUACGGUCGCCCAGGGGAUCAUUGACGCCCGAUGCAAAAGAGAAAAGGCUGAAACGAUGUUAAAAGCACCAGGAGACACGAUCUUUAUGUCCGGAGAACAUGAUGACGGGCAUGCUCCUGCCAUCUGGGACCUUGGCAUAGCUUGGCUCUCAUUCUCUUACAAUGUUCCUGCUGUCAAUGCAUUUGACACGGAAGUGAUGCCGUAA
Messenger RNA from Trypanosoma grayi, 2157 nucleotides. RefSeq lists its product as hypothetical. Bases 1 to 2157 code for a protein of 718 amino acids. The record is from RefSeq and is a predicted model, not a curated record. The transcript has a single exon. Lineage: Eukaryota; Euglenozoa; Kinetoplastea; Trypanosomatida; Trypanosomatidae.